AUGGAGACUCAACCAGAGACGCAAGACUCAUCAUCCAAACCGGAAACUCUCAACGAUUGGCUUCCCAUUACCAAGUCUCGCAAUGCUAAGUGGUGGUACUCUGCCUUCCACAAUGUCACUGCCAUGGUUGGAGCAGGAGUUCUGGGUCUUCCGUAUGCUAUGUCUGAACUUGGAUGGGGUGCUGGUACUGUUAUCAUGAUAUUGUCAUGGGUGAUCACUCUUUAUACUUUAUGGCAAAUGGUGGAGAUGCAUGAGAUGGUUCCUGGGAAGAGAUUCGACAGGUACCACGAGUUGGGGCAGCAUGCCUUUGGUGAAAAGCUGGGGCUGUGGGUAGUGGUGCCUCAGCAAUUGAUGGUGGAAGUUGGUGUCAACAUUGUGUAUAUGGUCACAGGUGGAAAAUCAUUGAAGAAGUUCCAUGACACCGUUUGCCCUAACUGCACAGACAUCAGAACAACUUACUUCAUCAUGAUCUUUGCAUCAGUUCACUUUGUGCUCUCUCAUCUCCCCAGUUUCAACUCCAUCACCGCUGUCUCUUUUGCUGCUGCUAUCAUGUCCUUUAGCUAUUCUACAAUUGCUUGGGUAGCCUCCAUUCACAAAGGGGUUCAGCCAAGUGUGGAGUACAUUGAAAGGGCCUCAACCAGUGCAGGGCAAGUGUUCGGCUUCUUCAGUGCUUUGGGAGAUGUAGCCUUCGCCUUCGCUGGGCAUAAUGUGGUCUUGGAGAUUCAGGCAACAAUCCCAUCCACCCCGGAGAAGCCAUCCAAGAAACCCAUGUGGAAAGGGGUGAUUGUGGCCUACAUCGUGGUUGCCUUGUGCUAUUUCCCAGUUUCCUUCAUUGGCUACUGGGUGUUUGGGAACAGUGUCGAGGACAACAUUCUGAUUUCGUUGGAGAAACCCGCUUGGCUUGUUGCAACUGCGAACUUGUUCGUUGUCAUUCAUGUCAUUGGAAGUUACCAAGUCUUCGCAAUGCCAGUUUUUGACAUGGCAGAAUCAUAUCUUGUCAAGAGGAUGCAUUUCACCCCAAGUCUAAUGCUUCGCAUCAUUACACGCACUUCAUACGUUGCCCUUACCAUGUUCCUUGGAAUGACUUUCCCUUUCUUUGGUGGACUGCUGAGUUUCUUUGGAGGCUUUGCUUUCGCUCCCACGUCAUACUAUCUUCCUUGCAUCAUAUGGCUUGCCAUUUACAAACCGAAAAGAUUCAGCUUGUCAUGGAUCACAAACUGGACAUGCAUUAUCGUUGGUGUACUUUUGAUGGUAUUGGCUCCAAUAGGCGCAUUGAGGCAGCUCAUUCUUCAAUCUAAGAACUUCAAGUUUUACUCUUGAUUAAACUUUCUUCAAGGAGAAAGAUCAGGGAGUGCAUCAAUCGACAAGCUGCAUGCUGAUGUGCUGUUUAACAUUUACUCUUUUUUCUUUUUCCCAUUUUUAUUUUGUUUAAAGAUUAGAGAUCUUGGUUAAUGUAGUAAAAGUACAUA
This is a messenger RNA of Theobroma cacao (cacao), 1469 nucleotides long. RefSeq names its product lysine histidine transporter 1-like. NCBI's taxonomy places the organism in Eukaryota, Viridiplantae, Streptophyta, Magnoliopsida, Malvales, Malvaceae. The record is from RefSeq and is a predicted model, not a curated record.